CGGUCCUGCGGGCUGGGGGGCCAGGUCAGGACCGCGCCCGCACCUGGCGGGAGAUGGAGGCAGGUGUCCUCCGCCGGCUCCCGAGCCGCUAGCCUCUUGCCCCCGGCUCCAGGGCGCCCGCGACUCAACCUCCGCCGCUGGCGCAGCCGGCGCGCAGAGCCCUGGCCGGACUCCCGGGCGCUCCCCGCCGAGUCCCGGCGCUCAGACAGCCCGGGCAGCCCCAUGGCCCCCAGAAUUCUCUCAGGGUUUCCGUGGAGCGCCUGCGUCAGAAUCACCUGGGAGGUUUUUCAAAAGUACCGAAGCGCGGGCCCCGCCUCGCACCUGCGGCUGCGUGCCGGCGGGAGGGGCCCCGGAACGUGCAUUUCCGUGGCGCUGCCCGGGUGGUCUCCAGCGCGCGCUCGGUUCUGGGAAGCGCGAGUGGAGGAUUUCGCCGGUUCUGCGGGGAAGGCGGAGCUCGGCCCACCCGCGUUGGGGUGGCCUCGUGGGAUCGCGCGGGGCGCUCCUGCUCCGCACCCCCGCCGCAGAUGUGGCCGGGCCCGGGCCGGCCCGCGGGGGAGGGGACAGCGUUGAUCCCCGACCCUCCCCAAUGCAAGGUCUGCACCUGCUUUCAAAAUUUGCCAACUUCCCUUCCCAGGAGGACCCCGUUCUGGAGCGUUAUUUUAAAGGCCAUAAAGCCGCGAUCACUUCCGUGGACUUUAGUCCCAACGGCAAACAACUUGCUACCGGUUCUUGGGAUACCUUUCUCAUGCUCUGGAGUUUCAAGCCGCAAGCUAGAGCUUUCAGAUAUGUGGGUCACAAGGACGUUGUAACCAGCGUGCAGUUUUCUCCUCUGGGAAACUUAUUGGCAUCUGCGUCACGAGACAGAACCGUUCGACUCUGGAUUCCUGAUAAGAGAGGGAAAUCCUCUGAAUUUAAAGCUCACACAGCUCCCGUUCGAAGUGUGGACUUCUCAGCCGAUGGCCAGUUUCUUGCGACAGCUUCUGAAGACAAAUCCAUCAAAGUAUGGAACAUGCACCGCCAGCGCUUCUUGUACUCCUUGUACCGACACACGCACUGGGUGCGCUGUGCCAAGUUUUCACCUGAUGGAAGACUGAUUGUGUCAUGUAGUGAAGAUAAAACUAUUAAAAUCUGGGAUACCACAAAUAAGCAGUGUGUUAAUAACUUCUCAGAUUUUGUAGGGUUUGCCAAUUUUGUGGAUUUUAACCCUAAUGGUACAUGCAUAGCCUCGGCAGGUUCUGAUCAUACCGUGAAAAUCUGGGAUAUAAGAGUGAACAAACUACUCCAGCAUUAUCAAGUUCACAGUGGUGGAGUGAACUGUGUGUCGUUCCAUCCUUCGGGUAACUACCUCAUCACUGCUUCUUCCGAUGGUACCCUUAAGAUUCUGGAUCUCUUAGAAGGAAGGCUCAUAUAUACACUUCAAGGACAUACGGGGCCUGUCUUCACUGUUGCGUUUUCGAAAGGCGGAGAGCUGUUUACAUCAGGAGGAGCAGAUGCACAGGUCUUAUUAUGGAGGACUAACUUUGAUGAAUUGAAUUGUAAAGAUGUUAUUAAAAGAAACCUCAAAAGAUUACACUUUGAUUCACCACCACAUCUUCUUGAUAUCUACCCACGAACACCACAUCCCCACGAGGGAAAAACUGAAACUGUCCAAAUUAAUCCAAAGCUUGAUGUAAUCGAUUUGCAGACCUCCACUCCCCCUGUUGUGGACAUCCUUUCUUUUGAUUCUACUACAGCAACAGAAACCAUUGUUAGAACUCUACCCGACAAGAGUGAGGAGACCUGCGGAUGUUUCUUGAACCCUUCUCUAAUGUCAUCGGAAUGUUCACCUGCAGCCUCAAAAAAGAGAACAGAAGACAUGAGCGACCUCCCUUCUGAGAGCCAGAGAAGCAUACCGCUUGCCGUGACCGACGCCUUGGAGCAUAUUAUGGAACAGCUCAAUGUUUUGACACAGACCGUGUCCAUCUUGGAGCAGCGACUGACUUUGACAGAGGAUAAGCUCAAAGACUGCCUUGAAAAUCAGCAGAGGCUUUUCAGUGCCAUCCAACCGCAGAGUUGAACAGCCAAGAAGGAGCAGAGGCACGAGAAAUGAACCCAUGUACCUAUACUGAGGAAGGUAGUCCACGAUGCUUCAUGCAACACAACCAUGUGCUAAUUAUCAUGGCAUUUCUCCAAAGGGUGAGCAACAGAACAAAAGGCAGAAAAGACAUAAUUAAGGACGAAUUUAAACACACAAAUCAAUGUUGAGGACCAACUCAAAUCAUUCCCAUUUAUGACUGCCGUAAUAAAGUCAUCAGCACUCAAGUGGCUCUACAUUUCCCCCAUAUUAUUUUAAAUGUCAGUUUUUAUUGAUAGUUCAAAUCCUGCUGGAAAAGUAAGCACAUCUCUGGAUUUUGUUAUUUCACAUUGACCAUCUUCAGGCAAUUCCAUAAAACCAUGUAUUUCUUAGUGAGCAAUACCCUUAGUACGAAGUAAUUCACUUACCUUAAAACAGCAUUUUCUAUUCAGAGAAUAAGUUAAUGAUCUGACCUGUAUUUCUUUCAGUUCAAAUUCUUCCUUUCUUACCUAUUAUGCCUUUGCAAGACCAUCUCGUGAGGCUCCCAAACCACAGAUGUACCACAGCAAGAAUACAUUUCCUUUCAUUAGCCACCGAGCGUAAGGACAUGUGACAGUGGGCUUGGAUUUCAUGGUAUACAUUGUUUAUUCUUGGGCCAGCCUGAAAGAAAUGAAGCGUUAGCAACGUGAAGUGCACGUAUCUUCUUUCGUAGAUGAAUACGCACUGAAUGAUUUGGCAUGUACCCAAACCUGUGAUCCCAGGUUACAAAAAUUAAGUUAGUGUGAUUUUAGAAGUCUCAAAACCCAGGACAAUGCUAGAGCAGUAUUUAAAAAUACAUACACAUGUGUGUUCACAUGUUUCAAAGAUGUCUCAAGUGAUUUUGGGAGCUGCCUAGAAGUCCUUUAAAAAAGCACUUGCAUCACCGUCUUCCUAUUUUUUCUUUUUAAGUCAAUUGUGAUUUGAAACAAAAUGAAAAUGAGCCAGAGACUCUAAAAAGAUCUUGGAUACAAAUUAAGAAUUUUAUCUUAAACAAAAUAGAGAGUAAAUUG
Phacochoerus africanus (Common warthog) is the source of this 3102-nucleotide messenger RNA. It is a transcript of the gene POC1B, whose product is annotated as POC1 centriolar protein B. The transcript is spliced from 11 exons. Bases 587 to 2056 code for a protein of 489 amino acids. Gene Ontology annotation, cellular component: centriole; ciliary basal body. Lineage: Eukaryota; Metazoa; Chordata; Mammalia; Artiodactyla; Suidae. The record is from RefSeq and is a predicted model, not a curated record. Gene Ontology annotation, molecular function: protein binding. Gene Ontology annotation, biological process: cilium assembly.